Molecule: messenger RNA, 1984 nt
Organism: Xylaria bambusicola
Lineage: Eukaryota; Fungi; Ascomycota; Sordariomycetes; Xylariales; Xylariaceae
Exons: 1
Coding region: 624-1769 (381 amino acids)
Source: RefSeq, a predicted model, not a curated record
AUAUACACACUACUUACUUAAUCUUCACCAGACUAAAAUCCUACUAUGUGCUUAACUACACAUGUAGGUAGGUAACGUAACAUAAAACUGUUUAAGUGACACUUGAAAAGGAUUUCCUGGAUAAUAAAGCACAACUGUCUCCAUUCAACUAGGUACCUACCUAAGUAAUUAGUCCCGAGUCUAAUAGUAUUAGACUGAGAUUGUCUGAGACACCUACUACUUAGGUACUCAUGGUUGCGAUCGAACUUCACAAGAUGAUUCGCGUCUUGCAAGAUAUGAUCGAGGCACCCGCAGAAACAUUGAUUAGACUAAAGGGGGUUUGUUCUAGGAACUUCAUGCUGUUGCUUGUGAGUAAAACAAGUAUGACCUAUGGUUUCGACGUCAUCUCUUGUUGCACUUUCCAAGGGACUAUAUUAAAAUAUAGUCUCUUUGAAAUGUCCUAAUGCGGUCAACGUGCAACUGCCAUUGUUAAGGCUGUUUGGACUGCCAUUGCGAGAUUGGUCCUAUGAUUCCAUAGAUAUACAAUACUCUCUCUCUAUUCUACGUCCGUACUCGCACUCCAUAUAGCUGACGUUGUUCACGAAGACCAACAUACGAGGGAGUGGAACAAUAUCGUGGCUCGAAUGUCCCCUGACCUACGCAGCUACUUGGAGUACUGGCAUCACUGGUACAACAUCAUUGUCCAUCGUGGAGCAAAUGUCAUACCACGAGUGACGCCCCAAUACCCAGUAGAUUUUAUAUCCGACGACAUCAGAUCCCCGCCCUAUCCCCGAGAUAUCAGCGACACGUGGUAUUGCGCAGCACUCAUCGCACUGAUACUAGCUAUCCAGCAUGGCGCUGAUAAUGCUUGGCUAUUUGAGGCGGCCUUCCCCUAUCCGCUAUGGGCAGGACGUGUUGUUGGCAGAGCUCUUCUGACUGUAGGCGCUGCGGUUCUGAGCACUCUGAGCUUCGAGAUUAUCGGCAGCUUGCUAAGCACUAGAUUCCUUGUAGUCAUGACGAGAAUCGAGGAUUGGGUUUCGAGUCUUCUCAUCAAGCACCUGCGGUGGGGAGAGGUUGAUGAAAACGGUGAACCCCAGCGAGAUGAGAAUAAUAAUUUCAUCUGGGUCAUAGACCCAACGAACCAAAAGGAAUCCAUACGAGACGCAGUCCAGGCACUAAUAUUCUUUGCGUUCGAUUAUUUUACUACAUCAUCCCUCGAGAUGGGCAACCAGAUAACCCGAUUAUUUGUUGAACGAGUUAUUGGUCCGGUCCUAUACUUUCUUUGCUCAAUACCCGUGAACUUUGUGCCCAACCUCCUCUCGUGGUUAUUUCUUCCAACCCCAGGCUUAGACUCGAUUCGAGAUCCAAGGACGCUCUGGUAUGAAUACGGGAUACCUGUUUUGAUCCAAUUCUUGCCGUUGGUACUCCUGUGGCUUCUUGAGAUUCUAUAUAUGGCCAAGACCGAAAGAUUGGCUAUGGCAGGCUUACGUGUAAUCGAUCCUUUGAUGACCAUCAAAUGGCAUCUUUUCAGGGCGACAGAAAUGCACUUGUUGUCCUACACAGUCUAUCAGCUAGUCUGUGGUUGCAUGGUAUUACUGAAAUCGGUUCUACCCCAGGAUAGCUGGUACAUCACAUUUAUCGACGGCCCAGCGAUACCCUUUCUUAGGAAGAUCAUUCCCAACGGCAAAAUCCUUGCCGCUGCGUUACUAUUAUAUUCAACGAUAUCUAAACUAUAUUUGCAAGUUGUUUCAACUUGUCAGAAUCAGGCAACCUCAGAACUGAAAAUCUGACCAGUUCCAAUAUAUCUGUGUACCUAUAUACCAGACUGUACUAAUGAAGCUUAUCGCAUAAUGUUUAGCCAAACAUUUUGCCCCUUACUUCUAAAGGAAUACCAUCAUACACAACUCUUUCAGGGCUUGAAAUGCAUAAUUACCGGGAUACUUGAUUAUCACCUCAUACUACUUUAACGAACUUGAAAUCUUGUUCGUAGAUAAGGAUAAAUGGC